AUGUCGACUACGGUUAUCAUGACCAAUGUGAACAAUCUUGAUAAUUAUUCUUCUGCAUUAAGAAGAAACCAACAUAAACUAUAUGAAAAUAUUAAAUUAUCCCCAUCUCCUUUAUUUCAUCAACAAGAAGACCAAAGAAUUUAUGUUGAUGAAGAGCUUGGUUAUAACAUUUAUAAAAACAAAAUCAAACAUGACACUGAAAUCAAUGACGAUGAUAAAGAAAUCGAGAUAAAAGUUGAUGAUACCGACGACAAAGAUCUAGGCUUCGAACCAGUCCUUGUACCAAAUGAUACAAAAGCUCAAACAGUAACUAAUCUUUUAGAAUCAACAAAACCCGUGUCAGCCGUACCGAAUGUUUCAAGAAUGCUUCCUGAUACUGAUGUCCGGCUUCCCUCCUAUGCAUUACCAUGUGCAAAGAAACCUCCAAGACCACCAAAUGCCUUUAUUCUCUACAGAAGAGCAAAACAACCGGCAAUAGUAGCUAAAAAUGUUGGGAUCUCUAAUAAUGAUGUAUCCAAGGAAAUUGGAAAAAUGUGGCAUGAGGAGCCGGUGGAAAUUAGACUCAAGUAUCAGAAGAUGGCCGAGGCCGCAAAAGAAGAACACACAAAGAAAUACCCAGAGUAUAGGUAUCGUCCAAGAAGGCCACAAGAAAGAAAGCGUCGUUUAUUAACUCGUGGAAAAGAUAAUGUCGAAGGAAGCGAAGUUGGAGGAAAGGCUGCAAAACGUCUUAGAAGAAGCUCUGCUUAUGUUCUGGCUCAACGUCAAACACAAUAUAAGCAACUACAAUUAUGA
Entrophospora sp. SA101 is the source of this 792-nucleotide messenger RNA. The record is from the annotation of a GenBank genome assembly. Lineage: Eukaryota; Fungi; Glomeromycota; Glomeromycetes; Entrophosporales; Entrophosporaceae.